This is a messenger RNA of Vespa mandarinia (Asian giant hornet), 1804 nucleotides long. RefSeq names its product mitochondrial calcium uniporter (gene MCU). Gene Ontology annotation, biological process: mitochondrial calcium ion homeostasis; calcium import into the mitochondrion. NCBI's taxonomy places the organism in Eukaryota, Metazoa, Arthropoda, Insecta, Hymenoptera, Vespidae. Gene Ontology annotation, cellular component: uniplex complex. The record is from RefSeq and is a predicted model, not a curated record. Gene Ontology annotation, molecular function: uniporter activity; calcium channel activity.
GAUGACGAUUAGUCUGUUCUUCGUCGUCGUGCGUUGUUGGUCGUUUGUAUUUGGUCGCGCGUUAUUCGUGUGUUGUGAGAGAAACGAGAGAGAAAGAACGAAAGAAAGGAAGAAAGAAAGAGAGAGAGAGAGAGAGAGAAAGAGAGAAAUAGUGCUCGCCCGCCAACAUAAAGGAAAGAAGAUCAAAGGAAAAGAGGAAGAAAUAAGAGGAAAAGAAAGAAAAUUAAGAAGAAAUAAAAAGGUCAUCGUUUAAGAGAAAUUGGAAAUGGCAUCAGCGGUCUCCUGUCGCGUAAUGUUCCUAGCGAGAUGGUGCGACGUUUCGACACGCGUAUUCACUGUCUCAUCGUCGGCAUUAAUUACAUCACGUAAUUUUCGUAACGAAACAUGGUGCAAAAGAUGGUGGCACUUUUCGCAAAGGAACAUAUCAAUAACGGCGAGAUCGUUCGAACCAAAUCUGACUAUGAUUCUCAUGAAGAAUACUCAUGCCUCGACCGCUACGAAGGACAAAAGGGAGAACACAACUGCGACAUCCGUCACUGAACCAUCUGCUUUCGGAGCAGGGAGCGACAGAAAAAAGAGAGAAAGAGAUCGAAAGAGUCCGAUAGAGAACUACAACAGGCGGCUUUCCACGCCGUCGACGAGAAUGUUUUUUCAAGUUCGGAAUGUUACCGUGACAUAUCAGAGGGGACUGCCAAAUAUUACUUUACCUCUGCCAUCGAGAAAGGAACUCUGCGUAUUCACAUUGAAGCCAAUAACGUGUACCGUCGGUGAUUUCCUCGAUAUGAUCAAAUUCGAGGAUCGUGGUGUUGAUCGAGCGAUCGUUACGACAAUAGACGGUACUCGGAUAGGUUCGAGCAACACCAUAGAGAAUCUUUUGCAAGAUGAUUUUAAAUUAAUAAUAAACGAUGCCGAAUAUACGGUACAACCUCCUAUAUAUCAGAAACAUACCAUGGAGGACAUGCAGAAGCUUUCGGACGUGCAAAUAUUGGUGGGCCAACUUUACGAAACUCUACAGGUACGUGAGUACCAUGCCGACAUGGAGAGACAAGUUUUGGCAGAGUUGGAAGCUAUCAAAUUGGAAUUAGAACCUUACGAAGAGAAGCUGCAGGAGCUGGAGAACGCAGCUAUCAGAAGAGCGAAUCUCAAUGCAUGGAUAUGGUUGGUAUUGAUGUCCAUGCACGCCGGUGGUUUUGCGAGACUAACUUGGUGGGAAUAUUCAUGGGAUAUCAUGGAACCUGUUACUUAUUUCGUUACUUAUGGAACGGCAGUGGGUUGGUUCAUUUAUUUCCUAUUGACGCAGCAGGAAUACGUACUGCAGGAUGUAGUGAACAGACGACGUUUGAUAGAACUACACAAAAGGGCGAAACAGGUUGGGCUCGAUUUGAAUGCGUAUAAUCGAUUGAAGGAUCGUGCAUACGAAUUGGAGAGUACACUGAGAGUGAUACGUGGUCCUUUGUACGAAAGAAAAUUGGAGAUGAAACAAAAAAGAGGAAGAUAUAGUUCGUACAGUUCAAGAUCGCCUAGUUCCUCGCCUAGUCCCUCGCCUAGUCCAAGUCCAAGUCCUGAAAGGGACGUUCCUAGAAAGACGUCAUUGGCAAAUGUCGACAAAAGAGAAACAUCGAAGACACUCGAGUACGAUAAGUUUAGAUAAGUUUUUGAUUCUAUUUACGAAUCAACACCGUAGAUGAACACCGACGUUAACGUCAACGAUCGUUGUUUUCUUGUGAACUGUAAAAAUUAAUCUUAUUGAGGAGAAGGAGAAGGAAAAAGAAGAAGAAGAAGAAGAAGGAAGGUUGAAAGUAAA